AUGAAUAGCUUGAAGGCGUUUAAGGAGCCAUUCGAUAGAAUCAUCUCUGAACCAGUGGAGGACACAGAUACUAGUAGCUUCAUGGCAGAAAUGUCCUUGAAGUCCAACUAUCCAGUCCAAGUCACAGAACCUCAAGAUACAGUGACACUGCAGCUGAGGUCCAUGCCACCUGGCUACCUCACACCUCUCUCAGACAGAAUAAGACAGCCAGUGGAAGAUGGUGUAGAGUGCAUCUGCACAGGCUCCAUUUCACCAGACUUCCCCAAGGAGCUGCAGUUCUUGAAAAACCAAUGUGAGAAGUGCUGCUGCUCAGCUCCACCUCCAAAGAUCAGUGACCUAAUGGAUGACAACGACUUGCUUGACUUACUGCGUCUUAAACUGGACCCAAAUCAUUGCACUGUCAAGAACUGGAAGAACUUUGCGAGCCGUUGGGGUAUGAGCUAUGAUGAGCUGACUCUGCUGGAGCACCGGACCCAGGGCUCAAUGUGCCACAGCCCCACACAAGAGUUCCUGCUGCGUAACAACCACAAGACCGUCACUGAGCUCACCGAACUUUGCCGGGUCUACCAGCGCAUUGAUGUGCUGCGGCUUCUGCAACGCUGGAUGGAGAACGACUGGCCCUCACGUUGGCAAAAUGCUCAUUAAUCACAUAUCCCCAACCACCCAAAUUAUACAUUUUACAUUUUGCUAUCCACUUUAUUGAAUUAGCAAUGACAACAGGAACUUGGACCAUUUGUUAUCAGAAGCCUAUUUAUUUAACAACCAGUGGUUCCUGGAUUUUAGAUGAUUUGGUGUGCAAAAGACAACUGGAUCACAUGUUAUGACUCCUGCGGAGUUGAGGA
Salvelinus namaycush (lake trout) is the source of this 842-nucleotide messenger RNA. It is a transcript of the gene edaradd, whose product is annotated as EDAR-associated death domain. NCBI's taxonomy places the organism in Eukaryota, Metazoa, Chordata, Actinopteri, Salmoniformes, Salmonidae. Gene Ontology annotation, biological process: signal transduction. The coding region runs from base 1 to 645 and encodes 214 amino acids. Gene Ontology annotation, molecular function: protein binding. The record is from RefSeq and is a predicted model, not a curated record. The transcript is spliced from 6 exons.